AUGACUACUAAAUCAAAUCUAAAAAGAAUUCGAGAGACCAUUCUUACAGAUAAUGAUAACAAUAAUGAAUUUGAUGACACUGUUUUUGAAGAUGACGAAUCGAAUUCUGAUUCUGAUUAUUCUCCAUCUGGAACAGAAUCUGAUGAUAUAUCCACUGAUGAAUGUAUUUUGAAAGAAGAUGAUUCAUCUGAUUCUCACAUUAGUGAUGAUGACAUAAGCACCAAUACUCAACCUGAAUCAGUAGAAAAAGGUGGUGUUACGUGGUCAAUAAACAAUAGUAAAGAUCAUGGUCGUCUUCGUGCCACCAGUAUAAUGAAGAAGAAACCAGGUGCUAUUACUGCUGUUUAUACAAUAGAAGAUGCGUUCAAGCUCUUCUUCAUAAAUGAUAUAUUAGACACAAUUGUAUUACAUACAAACAAUUAUGCAAGAAGAUAUUUUGAUCAACAAAACCAAAGACGAUUAAAUACUGAUGUUCAUCAUUCAAAAUUAAUCAAAUGGAAAGAACUCGAUCGUAUAGAAUUAGAAGCAUUUCUCGGUUUACUAAUUCAAGCUGGUGUUAGUCACACUAACCAUCAAUCGGUCGAAGAAUUAUGGGAUAUCAGUAAAAGUUGUCCUAUAUUUCAUGCAACGAUGUCAUUAAAACGUUUUCAACAUCUCUUGAGGUUCAUUCGAUUUGAUGAUCGUCAACAACGCGAUAAAUCAGACCGACUUGCCCCAAUUCGAUAUGUUUUUGAAUCUUUCGUCAAGCAACUUCCUCGACAUUUCAUUCCAAGUGAGAACGUAACUGUUGAUGAACAAUUGGCUCCAUUUCGUGGUCGAUGUUCAUUCGUACAAUAUAUGCCAAACAAGCAAAACAAAUACGGCAUCAAGUUUUGGGUCUUAUCUGAUGUUGAUAGUCGAUACGUUUUAGCAUUAGAAUUAUAUACUGAAGAAAACAUAAUCGUAUCCUAUCAAGCAAAAGAAAAAAAACCACCGAUUAUUUUAUUAUCUACAUUACAUAAUUUUCCUGAAUUAUUAGAUGAUGAGAAGAAACUUCCUACUAUGAUUCACGAUUACAAUCAAACAAAAUUCGGAGUUGAUAUUAUAGAUCAAUGCAUUGGUACAUAUACAGUUCGUCGAGUAACUAAAAGAUGGCCAAUGAUGGUGUUUUUUAAUUUGAUCGACAUUGCGGCAAUCAAUGCAAUGACUUUAUGGUUAUGUCAGAAUCCGGAUUGGCAUAGCCGGAAAAACUAUAUUCGACGUCUUUUUCUAGAAGAUCUCGGAAAAUCUUUAACAAACCCUCAUAAUGAACGUCGAAGUCAACAAGUUCGUCUUACAUCAAAGAUACAACUUGCUUUACAAUCACUUGGUUUUGAAUUAAAGCCAAAAAUAACAGUAAAUCAAGUACGUAUAAAUGAUCCUUCAAAACGAAGAAGACGAUGUUAUAUGUGUCCAACACAUCCUGGUCGUAAAAGUCAACAAGUGUGUGACAUAUGCAAAAACAAUGUCUGUAGAUCUCAUUCAUCCAGCUUCACCAGUGUUAUUUGUCAAUUAUGUGAAAAAAAUAAUUCAACAGCAUGA
Rotaria sordida is the source of this 1560-nucleotide messenger RNA. Lineage: Eukaryota; Metazoa; Rotifera; Eurotatoria; Philodinida; Philodinidae. The record is from the annotation of a GenBank genome assembly.